Messenger RNA from Chara braunii, 2463 nucleotides. The record is from the annotation of a GenBank genome assembly. Lineage: Eukaryota; Viridiplantae; Streptophyta; Charophyceae; Charales; Characeae.
GCGGGCCAUGAAUAUGGCCUUCGUUGAGUUCGUUAACAAAACCUGACUAACCCAGCCCCUGAUCAAUUUCUGCGUGAUUGUGUACAUGGAUGAUAUUUUGGUCUUUUCAAAAACACAUGAGUACCACGUGGAACAUAUUGAGUGGGUUUUGCAUGCACUAAAGGAUGCGGGGUUCAAAGUGGCCUUGGAGAAAAGCGAGUUCUUCUUGUCGGAGAUCUCAUUCUUGGGGUACAUCGUCACGGUUGAUGGACUAAAACCGGAUCCGAGGAAGGUGGCAGCAGUUCAAGAAGCCCCGGCGCCGGUCACACUCACCCAGGUUCGGGCUUUUCUAGGGAUGGCAUCCUAUUACCGAUGCUUCAUCAAGGGGUUCGCCGGUAUAGCGAAGCCCCUCACGAACCUGCUGAAGAAAGAGGAACAACUGAUCUGGACGCCGGAAUGUGAAGCGGCGUUUCAGGCGUUGAAGGAGGCUCUGGCAUCUGCUCCUGUGUUGGCGCGUCCCGACCCGACAAGACCGUUCGCACUGUACACCGACUGGCAGCCUCAGGCGAUAUCGGCGGUGCUGACUCAACAUGGGGCGGACGGAAGGGAACACGUCAUUGAGUAUGCGUCCAAGACGCUGAGCCAGGCGCAUGCUAAUUACGAAGCGUGCAAAGGAGAAUACCUCGCGGUGGUGUGGGGGAUCCAGCAUUUCCGACCGUAUCUUUACGGCCAAAAAUUCGUGCUGCUCACGGAGGGCCCUUAUCCCAUGCGCGAGUUCUCGGAGUAUUUGGUGGAGCUUACUUACGUAGAGCCGCUGCCCUUCGCCAACGAAGACGCGUGGGAGUUGCAGCGUGCGCUGUACAAGUUGGUGGCGCUGGGGAUGUUCCGGUUCUUCGUGGAUCACGAAGACCACUGCAUCGGGGAGCACUUCGUCGUCUACUUCGUCAUCACACGGCCCAAGCCAGCGGAGAAGGACGGGACGGUGGCGUUGUACCCAUUCGCCCAGCUCCAGACAAUCGAUCCGGGAUUGUUGGAGCUCAUACAUCUUGAGCUCCUCUCCAUUGCGCAAGUGAUCGCGAGCGAGGAGGAGGAGAUCCAACCACGAUUGCGGACGGUGACGGCCCCGCGGAGAACGUACAACGCGGUCGUCAUCCCGGAUUACAUUGCGCAGCGCGCGGAGAGGUUGGAGGACUUCCCGGAGGAAAAACCGUUGCGACCUCCCUCGUCGUAUCUACGACCGGCGCCACCGAAGGCCCCCAAGAAGACGCCGAAGAUGAAGAGACGCCACCCGUCGCCAAGAGCGCAAGGCAGCAGGAUCGGCGGCGGCGAGGAGGUGAUUCAGCCCGCUCGUACGCGAAAUCCUGACCCCGUGCCUGGGAGUGCGGCGACGCUCGUUAAGGAGAUUGUCGCGCCAUCGCCGCCCUUUCCGCGUGUGCCCGAUCUCAAUCUUGAUGGAGCCGGGCCAUCAUCAUCAUCAGCGGCCGAAGGAGGAAGCCGAAUGGGAUUUUCGGAUCCCAUAUCCAGACCCCCCGUCCUCGCGGGACCUCUCCGAGGCAGUUUAAAGCAGGGCAGUUUUAAACCUGCAAGGCGUUUCGACUCAUGGCAGCAGCUGCAAGUUCACCGCAUGUUCACCAAGCGUGCAGCUCAUACUGCCACACUCGUUGGAGACCGAAUCUUUGUGAUGGGUGGUCAGACCCGUGAUGCCUGUCUCAAUGAUUUGUGGGUUUUUGACACGAGGACGGAGGAAUGGGAGAUGCAUAAUUUGCCUGGAGCAUUCUCUCCUCGGGCGUAUCAUACUGCAACCUUGCUUGAUGGCAGGUUCAUCUGGGUGAUUGGAGGAAGCACGCGUGAAUGUCUUGUGGAUGAUGUGUUUGUUCUCGACACCGAUAGGAUGAAGGAAACAGGGAAAUGUAUGGGUGGUGCUUCUCGUCUGGGCAUGAUGAUAACGAUGAUGAUUAUGAUGAUGAAGAUGAUGAUGUAUGUGAUGGCGAUCAUGAUGAUAGCAACAAUUGUUAUGAUGAUGUUACAUGUAAAGGCCAUGGGGAUUAUUCUGGACAGGGAAGCAGAAGUACGAGGUGAAGAUGAAGAAGAACAAGAAGGAGAAGAACAAAAAGAACAAGAAGGAGAAGAAGAAGAAGAAGAAGAAGAAGAAGAAGAAGAAGAAGAAGGCGAUGACUACAACGGCAGAGAAGGAGAAGACGACGAAGAAGAAGAGGCAGGAGGAGGAGGAGGAGAAGAAGAAGAAGAAGAAGAAGAAGAAGAAGAAGAAGAAGAAGAAGAAGAAGAAAGAAGAAAAAAGAAGACGAAGAAGGUGCACCACAUGGGUCGGUAUCCAACCCACGCAGGUCAGACAGGAGAUGUGGCCUCAGAGUAUGGGUUCAGAAAAUGGCUCAAUGGCCAUGCAGGCCUUUAGUGUCCGAGUUCGGGGUCCCAAGAGUCAAAAUGCUGAGGUGUACCCACUUUUAAUAAAACAAGCCCACUGUU